Fomitopsis serialis is the source of this 1203-nucleotide messenger RNA. Its product is annotated as MFS general substrate transporter. The coding region runs from base 1 to 1203 and encodes 400 amino acids. Gene Ontology annotation, cellular component: fungal-type vacuole membrane. Gene Ontology annotation, biological process: transmembrane transport. The transcript is spliced from 9 exons. The record is from RefSeq and is a predicted model, not a curated record. Gene Ontology annotation, molecular function: transmembrane transporter activity. NCBI's taxonomy places the organism in Eukaryota, Fungi, Basidiomycota, Agaricomycetes, Polyporales, Fomitopsidaceae.
AUGGCGAGCUGUUGCUCAUCAAACCUCCAGAUGUCUGCUUUCGGUGUCAUGCAAGUGUAUUAUGUCCAGACCUUCCUUUCGCAUUCCUCCGUAUCCGCUAUUAGCUGGAUCGGGAGUAUUCAGACACUUCUUGAUCUGACUCUCGGUGCAUUCCUCGGACCAUUCCUGGAUCGCGGAUACCUGAGGCAUGUCGUGAUUGGCGGGUCGACGUUAUUCGUGAUCUGGUACCCAGAGAAGUAUUAUCAGGUUCUCUUGUCCCAGGGAAUUGGGAUGGGCUUAGGAAUAGGCUCCAUUUUUCUACCCACAUCUGUCCUCAUUUCCCAGCAUUUCAAGCGCAGGAAAGCACUCGCAAUGGGCAUUGUACCAGCCGGCGGCUCUCUGGGCGCAGUUGUCUUCUCCAUCGCUCUGAACUACCUAUUCAACGGGUCUCUGGGAUUUGGCUGGUCCAUUCGCGUGACUGCAUUUGUAUGCCUCAGUCUGCUAUUGGUCGGCAAUCUCCUGCUCUUCGACCCGCACUCCGCCAGGGAUGACCCGACCGCUCAAGAUGUGCAAGCGAAGCCGGCCUAUACCAACGGCGCCUCGAGUGAGGGUGCAAACGAGAAGGACCUGGACGCAAGCGCUGAGCCCGCCGAGCACGACAAGGAUACUUCUCCCCCCCUCUUGGACAGCAAGUACGUGUGCAUCCUCGUCCAGGGCUUCUUGACAGGCCUCGGGCUCUGGUUCCCCUCUUCCUAUGUGCAGCUCUUCGCGGAGCAGAAGGGUGUGGACCAGCAGCUGUCCUUCUACAGCAUCGCCAUCUUGAACGUGGCGAACGCGCUCGGCCGCAUCCUCCCGAACUGGCUCGGCGACCGGUGGGGUGCCCUGGAGGUGUACGUCCCGUGCCUCGUGCUCAACUCCGGCUUGCAAUUUGCCCUCCUCGGAUGCUCGACGUCAUACGGGCUGGUGCUCUUCACGAUCUUCUACGGCUUUUUCUCAGGCGCAGCCGUAUCGCUGUACCUCCCUGCUGUAGCAUCUAUCAGCGCCGAGGACGUCAGCAUAGGGAAACGUAUGGGCAUCGCCCUGUUCCCAGUCGGCAUCGCUGGGCUGAUCGGGACGCCCAUCGGAGGCGCGCUGAUCGGUCAUGGCUACGUUUGGUGGAAGGGGAUCGUCUUCGCAGCGGUCAGUCGGCGUCUUUCCGAACCCGGGCGUUCGUGUCGGUAUUGA